This is a messenger RNA of Sycon ciliatum, 2976 nucleotides long. RefSeq lists its product as uncharacterized. The coding region runs from base 1 to 2976 and encodes 991 amino acids. Gene Ontology annotation, molecular function: translation regulator activity; mRNA binding; single-stranded RNA binding. The record is from RefSeq and is a predicted model, not a curated record. Gene Ontology annotation, cellular component: cytoplasm. The transcript has a single exon. Gene Ontology annotation, biological process: positive regulation of cytoplasmic translation. Lineage: Eukaryota; Metazoa; Porifera; Calcarea; Leucosolenida; Sycettidae.
AUGUCGCUCAAGUUUGACAACUUCCUCCAGCCGUUCUGUGGGAACGGGGACGAUUUCGGACGUUUUUGGGAUAAGUUUCUGGUGCUUGCAAACAUACAAGGUUGGGACACGGACGACAAGAAAGUGAAGAAUUUUCCGUUGUUCCUGACGGAUGACGCGUUUCUUGUAUUUUCACGGAUGCCGGCAAGCGAUCAGAAAGACAAAGAUAAAGUCUUGGCGAAAAUGGGACUGUCGUUCACUCUGACGAAGGCGCAGGCGUACGCCAGAUUCACCUCACGGACGAUGCGCGUGGAUGAGUCCCCCGACGCCUACGUUGCCGAUUUGCAGCGACUGAGUACUAUGGCGGGGCACAAGGCUGAUGACGACAAGGACCCGAUGAUCAUAGAGCAGCUGAUCAAGGGACUGCCGGUAGAGUUUGCCCGAGAGCUAAGACUUACGAUGGCGGGCAAAGAGUUGAGUGUGACGGGUUGCCUGGACGUGGUACGGGCGUUGAAGGCUGCGACCUCGGACCACUUGACACGAGUGCGUGGCGAUGUUGUUGUGGCAGCUGCCACCACGGAUGAGCAGGCGUGUUUCAACUGUGGCGGAGUUGGCCACAUGGCGCGGCAGUGCCCGAAAGCGAAGAAAUCUGGUCGCAAGAGUGGUGCUGGUAAAGGAACGCGCGGCGAGCGUACUGGCCCUCGAACCUGUUACUUCUGUGACAAGCCAGGUCACAUGAAGAGUGACUGUCCGGAGCGUAAAGCCUGGCAAGAGCGGAAAUUGUCUGGAGCAGCAACGGCUGCAGACAGUGGCUCCCUGGCGAGGGGUGCGUGUUUGUGCACUGUAGCCGAGGCUACUAGAGCUUCACUGCCCAGAAUCUAUGUUGACGUGCGAGGCGUGGUAGGCAGCGAAUGGGCACGUGCUAGAGCAGCAGUGGACACUUGUGCAAGUUACACAAUGGUUACGGUCGAGUUCCUCAAACUUCACAGGAUUCCGUUCACUGCUCAGCCACGUGUGUCUGUUGUAUCCGUGGAUAGCAGCAAGGUGAAGAUCAGAGGAGCAGUUGAUCUGGAACUGCAGCGCCAAGGGGAUGGUGAACCGGUUAGUCUGCCAAGAGUGCGUGUGAAUGCCUGCGUUGUCGACUCAUUGACGGCUGUGGCAGCAGACCUCCUUCUCGGUGCUGACGUUAUAGCUGGUGUUGGUGGCGUUCGACUCAGUUAUGGCCAGGACGGCGAGGUCAAUGGCGUGUGCUUUGGUCCUCAACCUAGAGAUACCGGUGCAGCCGCUACUGCUGCAGCUGACGUUGAGAGCACACUCCGUCAUGUGGACGUCACAGAGGACGAUUGUGGUGUGACCCUGAAGGCCGAAGACGGAGAGCUCCGGUGGGACAACGACAAGCAGCAUUGGACGUUGCACUGGCAGUGGCGUGAUGGGCAAGCUCCUACAUCUCCGAUCGGCUCAGGGAUCGGACAGUACGCGAGGCACAACCUGUCAGACAAGCAGGAGUCGCAGUUCUGUGACGAGAUGGACGCCUGGGUCGAGAAUGGCUACCUGAUCGAGUACGACGAGGCUACGUACGGUCCUCCGGCGGCCAUCAUUCCGCUGCUCGCCAAGGACCAAGCCCACAAGGAGUCGACCCCAGUUCGUCCUUGUCUUGAUUACCGUGGCUUGAAUGCGGUGAUUAAGUCGAACCCAGGCACUGAUGCCCCAGCAUGCGGUGAGAAGAUCCGCAAGUGGCGACAGGUUGCAGACAGCCAGUUUGAACUUGUCGACAUACGUAAGGCGUACUUGCAGGUACGAGUCGACCCAUCCCUCUUGCGCUACCAAGUCGUGGUGUGGCGUGGGAAGCUGUACGCCAUGUCACGGAUGGGUUUUGGUCUAUCGAUUGCACCAAAAUUCAUGGCCAUCAUUGUUCGGUGGGUGACGCGACGAUGGCCUGAUGUGGACAACUACGUUGAUGACGUCCUCACGCCAGCGGAGAAGCGCAAGGCCGUCGCUGCAGAGCUAGCACGGUAUGGCUUGCCGACAAAGCCACCAGAGCAUCUACCCGAGGCGCGAGUGCUUGGCCUGAAGCUAUCGACGACUGCUGAUGGUACCAUCAUGUGGGUUCGCCGCGAUGGAGUCGACCUCAGCUUCCGCCAACCGCUGACGAAGCGUGGUGUAUUCCAAUGGACAGGUCGGCUCACAAGCCACUAUCCAGUGUGCGCAUGGCUUCGCCCAGCCUGCUCAAUGUUGAAGCGGCUAUCAAGUGCAGUGGACAGAUGGGACACGCCGGUUCCACCUAGCGUUCUUCAGUGUGCUGACGAAGUUGCUGAGCAGCUGUCCGCUCAAGACCCCGUCCGUGGUGUGUGGCAUGCAUCAGCCGAGUCCGAUGGAGAUUGGGCUGUGUUCUGCGAUGCCUCGGAUCUGGCAGUCGGUGUGGUCCUCCAGCUGAACGGCCAAGUCAUCGAAGACGGUACAUGGCUGCGGGACACAGCCGAUAAGAAGCACAUCAAUGUGGCGGAGCUAGAUGCUGCGGUGCGUGGACUGUCGCUUGCAGCGCAAUGGCACCUGCAGACGGUACGACUCGUCACCGACUCAAAGACAGUGUACGGCUGGCUGAAGCAGGUCCUCGACAAUGUGCGCCGAGUGAAAGUUGGUGGGCUGCACAAGAUACUGGUUGAGCGGCGACUGGAAGUGAUUGCUGACCUCGUCCAAACGGUCGGCCUCAAGGUCCGAGUGGAGUGGGUGCCGACUGACCAGAACCCGGCCGAUGAGCUCACCCGUGUCCCGAGGCGGUGGCCCAAGGGUACAGCCGAGCCGAGUGAUGUUUGUUCUGUUUCUGUGGCAACGCACAAGCAUGCUAUCGGGCCUGUUACUCUCAGUGAGAUAAAGGAUGCGCAGCAAGCCGAUACCGAGAUAUCACAGCUGCUGGAUGAACUGAAGUCGGGAACCCCCUGUCGUCGAAGCUGUACAGACCGGUCCGUGAUCAGCUGUUGGACCAUGACGGUGUGCUGA